Molecule: messenger RNA, 1542 nt
Organism: Papilio polytes (common Mormon)
Lineage: Eukaryota; Metazoa; Arthropoda; Insecta; Lepidoptera; Papilionidae
Gene: CPR125
Exons: 4
Coding region: 213-1385 (390 amino acids)
Cellular component (GO): extracellular matrix
Source: RefSeq, a predicted model, not a curated record
UUUAGCCCGGGCGGUGCAAAUGUGUGCGUUUAUAAAUAGGUAAGUGAUGGUCGACACGUCGCGUCUUCACGUAGUCCCAACCUUGGAAAUGGACAAGUUCACACUCAUGUAAUUUAAAAAAAAUAAAAAAAAGUAAAAAAUAGAUCCGAAUUAUUUGUGGCAGUGAACGGCGUAGACUAUCCAAAGUGCAUGUCGGAGUUUAUGGAAACGCAAUGGCAAAACCGUUUGCUUUUUUGGUAAUAUUUAUAAACUUAGCAACAUUAAAAGGGGAAAAUGCAUUAAUAAUCAGCAAUGACAAUAUAGAAAACCUCCGUAAAACUGACGAAGGUCGAAACUAUGCGUUUUCUUACGGAGUCGCAGACGAGCAGACUGGAGACAUCAAAAAUGUAUGGGAUUCUAAAGAUGGAGAUAUCGUUAAAGAUUUAAUUACAGGCCAGUACAGCGUGCUAGAUGCCGAUGGAUCUGUAAGGACUGUAGAGUACACGGCCAGUCCAGACGCUAGCGUUAACGCGGCUGCCAACAACGACGGAAUCAAAUCACAAAAGGAAAAACAUGUCAUGGAAGAUAAAUCUUACAGAGACUUUAACGGACCUUACGAUCUCUCCGAAGAUCCAAACUAUGAAUUCCAUUACACAAAACAUAGAAAGAACAAGGUACGCCCUUACGAUCUUUUUAAAGAUUUUCCAAUGAAAAGACCUAGCCAUACUCAUUCUCAAGCAGAUUCUGGCGAGUUCCGCUACAAUCCGACACUAAAACACUAUUACAACGGUGAACCAUAUAGAACCACAGGCUACGGCCAUGAUCCUGAUUGCGAUACUAAAUAUGCAACAGAAGGGAGUAAUUAUUUUAAAACUAUAAGUGAUUUAGAUUUUCGUAGACAAAAAUAUCCCUUACUUUAUUCGGAUCCAUAUACGCAGGAAAAAUAUAAAGACAUCCCUUAUGAUGAUUCAGAGAAGUACCUGAGUUAUAAGUACAGAGGUGAAAAUAAAUCACCGCGACCUGAAGAAAUGAGUCUAGCGACAUCGGUUAAAUACAACUAUCCUAUGUUACCUGAUAUUCCAGUUUCUCAACAUUUCUAUCGAGAUGAUGUUGAGCAGAGACCUAAAAAGAAGCAUAGACCUCCCAAACCAACUGAUGUGUUUUAUUCUAGUGAAAACUUUAACGAUUAUGUUAUGGUACCGAAAAAGAAGUAUAAAAAACCACCAAGGUUACCUGAUAUUAAUGAUUAUUCAAACGAUAACGAUGAAGAUUACGAUCCUCUGGAUGAAGAAGAUGACAGAAAACGUAAACCCUUUCGAGGUUCCGGACAGAAGGAAGUCGUGAGAAAAAUUAUUAAAAAACCAAAACCGACGCUUAUCACUUUACUAGACAUAUUAGAUAUUUAAUAUUUAAAUACAAAUUAAAAUAUAAUUGUACAUAUUGGCGUUAUUUUGUAGAUUGAGUUUCUACAAUUAAUAUUUUGUUGCAACACUUUAUUAUGACAUUUUACAAUGCAUGCUGCUUCGAAUACUGUCAAAAAAAUUAUCAUGAAUUAAAUUAAAA